CGGCCCACGGCCUGCCGAGGAGGCCCUCGCUGAAGGAGAGCUACCACAGCGACUCCCUGCUGGCGCCCGACACUGACUUCAUGACAGGUAGCUGAUGGGCCAGUUUCAUGUAAAUGACCCCCCCCAAAAAAAAGAAAAGUUCUCCUUUAGCCCUCGUCUCGUGGUGCGUAGCGAUGCAGACAGUUUCAACUCCACCCCCGACACAAUGCAGAUGAAUGCAUUUUGUUUGUGGUGCUAACUGCUGUAUACUAUGAGGAGCAAGUGAUCAAACGGAGCGCAGGGGUUCUGUACGAAUGAAGUGCAUCUUUACCUGUAAUCAACAAAAAGACAAGUAUAAACUUCCUGCAAUCCACCACAAAAUGGGUUUACAUUCCUGUGAGUUUGCACAGGUUUGAAACAGAUUUGUUCUAAUUUGUGACCAGAAAACAAUGAAAAAAGACUCAAAGUUAGAAAAAAAUACCCUGUAUCCACAAAAUAAAUUAAAUCAGCUCCUUUAAUUAUGUUUAUCUUGAGGACGGUUCUUUCGUGUGCUUUAACUUUUCAGAUUCUAACAGGUCAGGACUUUAUUUGAGAUUUUUUGUAAUCAACUUGUUGCCCUCUGGGAAAUAUCAACAUAUACAUAUGAUUGACUACACUUUCCCAGCUUGUUGGAUAACCUCAUGAAAAGCCAAAUUGGGUAAUUUCCUCUUGUCUUCUAUGACGUUGCCGCUGCAGACUUUUACUUAACCUGUACAAAUCUUUUGAACAAGCGAGUUAAACUUUACACACAAGUCCCGCAUACCUGUCCGAUGCAUCACACAGUCAAACUGUGGGUGUUGUGGAAUGCGCCUCAGCUGAGGAGAUUCAGGGAAAAGCCAAGUCCCCUCAGGGACAUUAGCAUCAGUGGACUAAUAUGAGAAGGAUUGCAUGUGUGUGUCAGCAUGCAGGGUGCUGCUGAUAUGAGCAGACAGAUGCUGUUCCUUCUUUCAAGAAACACCAUCUGCGAGCAGAGAUUAAAACACUCCGCUGCGUCUCUGUGCCUUCAUGCAUUUUCAUUUUGCUAACAUGUAUUACAGGCGUAUGAAUUUGGAAACUGUUAGCGCUCUCCUGGCUGUGUUCACACGUGUGAGUGUGUGUGUGUGUGUGUGUGUGUGUGUGAGUCAGAGGUGCAGAGAUAGAGUUAAUGUUUGUAUAUGUGUGUUUACAUUUGCAUGAAAGGCGUCCACAGGGAGGCUGCCUGUUCUUUGUGUAGCUGAGUAAGUGCAGAGAUUGAGCUUUGGGCUGCUAAUUCCCUUUUACAGCGCUGGGAUUAUGUGCUAUUCUAAUCCCAAUCCCAUAUGGGGUGUGUGGAGGUGGCACGAGGAUGUUGUCACGGCCGGGACAAGAGGACGAACAGAAAAUCCCAGGCCUACACAGAGUCACAACUCUCCACGAGAGGCGGAUUACUGCAGGAUGCAUGCUCCGAUGAUUAUACUGGAAGUGUUCGCCCACAGCAGAUCAUCUCUGUUAGGAGGAAAAUCUCUGAUAUCUUCCCAAGAACUGAGAUGUAUAUUGUAUAACAUGCAUCUACAGCAGGUUGGCAGUCUGAGGCUUCAUAGACACUAAACUAAAAACUUUACAAGCGUCACAGCAUCAUGCAGUUACUUGUCAGACUCCACAUCACAAGAACUCAAGUCCCCUUCCAUCAACACCGCCAUGUUCCAAAUGUGAUCGUUUCAACCGAUUUUAAACCCGAUUUUAUCGAACUAUUAAUUAUAUAAACAUAGAUUCAACAGUGGAUUUCACUGUUUAUGACUGUUACUUAAAGGAACGAUGUGACGCAUUUACGGGCCUCUAUUGACAGAAAUGGAAUACCCUAUUAAUACAUUUUCUUUAGUGUACAAUCACAUACAAAAAAUAAUUAUAGUGUUUUCGUUACCUUAGAAUGACUUGUUUAUAUCUACAUAGCCGGUCGCCAUGUUUCUACAGUAGCCCAGAAUGGACAAAACAAACACUGGCCAUUCGUGUUUUUCACGUCAGCCACCGUAGUUCUCCGACACACUAGAAGUUUCAGGUGGUUGCAAUCUGCAAACUCACCACUGGAUGCCACCAACUCCCACACGCUGCACCUUUAAGCUGUCACACUAAUAUAACUCGGAGGGGUCGGGGCUGGACGUUUCAAUUAUUCAUCACUUUUUUACAGUAGACAUUUUGACAAAGCAGGGUAAACACGGGUGUAGUUGAUCUAAUCGAUUAUGUCACAGCCAUUCCAGUGAGCCAGCAUGCACAAUACCAGGGCCAUGAUUAAUAUUAUUGAUCACACCUGUGGUUGAACUGAAACGACUGAAUAGAGCCUAUGUCGACCAUUACUUUAAUUAAUUUUUUCAGCCAUUUAUCUUUUCACAACAGUUUAUCCAUUACUUAUAGUAAACUAUCUCUGUCUCGUCGAUCUGCUGGUAAAUAGUACGUCAUUGUAUAACUGAUGGCUUGGUGUUCGCUCUGAAACUAAAGCAUCGUUUUUAGACUGGGACCUCUGUAGCUCCCUGAGAUGAACGAGAUGUUUACUAUCGGGGCAACACUGGUUUAUUACUGCUGUUUCCUCUCUGUGUCUCCAUCUCUCAUAGUGGACGUGGGGCUUAUGUGCGGGGGCGGGGUCACAGAGGCUCAGUCUGAGGGAUUAUCAUUGUAGUCUGCACACCCACACACACACACACACACACAUGCACAUGCACAGACAAUUUAGGCUGAAUUGGACGACUACUGAGUUUUUAAGCAUCAUCAACCCCACCCCCCACCUUUUAUAUAAGCACACACCCUGAGCAAAAGAGCUUUAAACGUUGUCAUACUCAUCAAGCGACCACCAAGGGGACCGUGAGAGGAUCACAACACACCGUAGACACUGUUACACUGCUCGGAAGCUGACAAACACCGGACCGGCUGCUCCGUGAGUGUGUUUGUGACACAAGUGGAGCAACAGAGAUGAGAUCUUAGUGGACACCAGCCAGUGGAUCGGAAUCAGAUGGAGGGAGAGCCGGCCUGUCUGACUGGAGCCGGAGGAGGAAAGAGGAGCGAAAGGCUGUGCUCGCGAGAGGAGAGGAAGAGGAGGAAGACGUCUGGUGUGGUGGAGGAGGGCCCGACCGGCCAGCAGAGGCCCCCUGACUGCUCAUCAGAGUCCAGUGUCUCCCACGAUGACCGCAGCUCUGCGGCCAGCGGCCUGGACGUGGGCGACCGGCUGACCUACCUGGAGCAGAGGAUGCAGAUGCAGGAAGAUGAAAUCCAGCUGUUGAAGAUGGCUCUGGCUGACGUCCUCAAGAGGCUCAACAUCUCUGAGGAGCACCAGGUGGCUGCUGCCAGUAAUAGCAGGAGAUCAUCGGGCGCUAAACCCAGGCCGGUGUCUCUCGCUCUGCCCUCCAGACCGCCCAUGCUGACCUCCAGCACCGCCUCCCUGAAGAAGAGCUCCAUGCUGCCCUCCAGCGCCACAGCCAGGAACUACAGUCCAACACCGGCGCUCAGUGGUGUGAGGAGCCCAUCAGGUAGUGUGAAGGACAGUCCAUGCAAGACCACUAAGCGACCCACCUCUGCAGCCUCCUGCAGGAAGCCUCCGGAAAGCAGCAAGUCCAAGGAGGCUGUCGUUAGUGUAGGGACGAGACAGGUGACCCACUGCAAAGUGACUAUGCAGAUCUAUCUGAGCCCCCUCACAAGAAAGACUGGAUCUUCUGAGGCCGCCAAAUCCGGGUCCACGGUGCCUGCGAACGGCGGGCCCCCGGCCGGGCCCAACCACCCUCAGGCGAAGGGGGGCGGCAAGCGAGAGGCCAAGAAGACGACCCCGUCCUACACCUUAAACCUGCAGAAGACCACGACCAGCCAGAACGCACCGCAGGACACAUCCAGCUACAAGAACCCCCUCAAAUCGCCCAGCCAGUACUUUCAGAUUUGUUACUGAGGCGGAGAUAGAUUUGGUACAAAAUGUGUCCCUGUUAUCAAGUUUACUGACCACAAAUAAAUUACUAAAAGCCUCAGUCAACCACUCAAACAGAAACUGUGAAUAAUGACUCUCUUCCAAUGCUGGAAAAACAAGAAAUUGGUUUUUAAAUUGGCAGCAGUGCAUUUCCUUAACUUGCAGGAAUGGCAUGAUUUCCCUCUGUUGUGCAUCCUGAUUUUGUUGCUUUUUUUUGUUAUAUGUGUGAUAUUAGCAUUUUGAAACACUAACAAGAACUGUCGAUACAGUGUUUUAUGGCAUGCUUAUACAUUUCAAGUAUAGUACAGUACAAAAGCUUUAAUGCAUCUUUAGCCUCUGAAUCCUCAGUAGUCUUAGAUCCAUUUCUCACAGGAUGCUCGUACCUGCGUACUGUUUCACUGCUCUCUCCGUCUCUCUCUGCUGAAGUUCGUAAGGCGAGGAUGUGUCGUUGUCUUUGAGCACCGACUGUGUUUGAUGUCAGUGAAUGUGCUGUGAAGUUUCUAGCUGUUUUGUAGUUGAUGUUCCACUUUAAGUGUAACUAACAUACAGUGUGUACCAGAAUCAUUCUAGUUCAGGACAAACAAUAAAAAAGCUGUGAUUGCUAAGGGGAUGACAUUUCCUUGUGUGUGUGUGUGUGUGUGUGUGUGUGUGUGUGUGUGUGUGUGUGUGCAGGGUUUGGGUUGUGAGUGGCUGCUGCCUAAUUGACCCGACUGACUGAAGAGUACUUUAUAUUCCAGCAGGGAUCCUGUUACACUAUGUGCAGCACUUUCCUGUCAUGGUUUAGUUCAAUCAGCCACUUGGAGAGCAACAAAAGUGCAGUCACCUCAAUCGGACGUUGAAGUCGUUCUCUGAUGACGGGAAACGGUCUUUCACAAAGUCACUG
This is a messenger RNA of Anarrhichthys ocellatus (wolf-eel), 4799 nucleotides long. RefSeq names its product echinoderm microtubule-associated protein-like 1. The transcript is spliced from 7 exons. The record is from RefSeq and is a predicted model, not a curated record. Bases 2978 to 3901 code for a protein of 307 amino acids. NCBI's taxonomy places the organism in Eukaryota, Metazoa, Chordata, Actinopteri, Perciformes, Anarhichadidae.